This is a messenger RNA of Exophiala bonariae, 1011 nucleotides long. RefSeq lists its product as uncharacterized. Bases 1 to 1011 code for a protein of 336 amino acids. NCBI's taxonomy places the organism in Eukaryota, Fungi, Ascomycota, Eurotiomycetes, Chaetothyriales, Herpotrichiellaceae. The transcript has a single exon. The record is from RefSeq and is a predicted model, not a curated record.
AUGGAUACAUCCGAGAGGAAGACGACGAUUCCAAAACAUAUUAUACCUUUCCCACCCACAUCUUCUUUGAUUGCACGGCAGGACUUGGUCCUCCCAGCAGCCUUCAAUGAUCUCGUUCCCCUAGCAAGAGAGUUGUGGCCACUGCGAACCGAGAACAAAGAUGAGGUACACAGGUUUCUCUGUGCCUUUUUCGAUCUUUCUCGGCUUGAUGUCAUACGUAAGAUGCUAUGGCUCAUCGCCGUUCCUGGAGCUCCACGCUCCUUGUACUACCAAAAGCUCUUACGCCGAGAAAUUGUCAUUGUUGAAGAACUUGAUCUUCAUUUGGUUUGGGCAAAGUCGAGAAUCUUUCUCAAACCUCUGCCGGACUUUCUGCUCAAUUAUGAAUUUUGGGAAAACAACAUAUCCUGUGAACCUCAGUUACACCGAGCAGCGUGCGGGCUCCUGUACUCUUAUUGUGGCCUUAUCCGUUUUGAUCAUGAUUUUCGGGUAGCGCAAGAAUAUCAUUUGAUCAGUGCGAAAUUCGGUUAUCGGGAAUGGACAGAGUUUACUCGCACGAUAUUAUCAAACCUCGACCCCCAUGACUCCAAUAACGUUGCGACACGAUUCCGUUAUGGCGAGUUACGAUUAAACCGCCUUGACACCAUCUAUCGAUAUUCGCCUCAAGAUUUCUCCAUAUCUAAUAUGCUUCAAGGCUUUCCUCAUGCUUUGGCAGAAAGCUAUGUGCCAUAUAUGGACCAGUACAAUAAUGCAGUGUCGGCAUUUGGCGUCAUCGUUAUUGUUCUCUCGGCUUUCAAUCUAUCACUGUCAGCACGUUCGAAGAAUCCAAAUCCUGAUCUUCAACAGGUAGCUUACGGAUUUGCAAUAUUCGCCAUGACUUUGUGUGCCUUGAUUACAGGAUUAUUCAUUGUAUUACCCUUGUUCACUUCACUUGCGACAAUAUAUGGCUCCCUCCUCACACGAAAAAGACUUCAUGCAAGACGAGAAGUCGAGGACCAACCUCGAUCGGCUUAA